AUGAAUAGAGGGAGAAAGAUUCCCAUCUCCAUCCCCCAUGGGCAUGGGCCAGAGCACACUGUGGCUGCUGCUGUUCAGGAAAUUCCUAGAUACUAUCACAUUCAUGAUUCUGAACAGAUGGUGUGGCUCCUAAGUGGAAAUGUAUUAGUGGCAGCUCCAUCCAGCAACAAUAUUGAACCUAUCACUCUAGCCAUAAUAGCAUGUAGAGACACAAAACUUUUUGAUGAAGGAAAAGGCAAUCUGGUUUACCUUGGAAUCAAAGAUAAAAAUCUCAGCCUCUUCUGCACAGAAACUGAGGGCAAGCCUACUCUGCAGCUUAAGGAGAUCAACAUCAUGGACCUGUACAGAGAGACUAUAUCACAACAGCCUUUUCUCUUUUUCCACAGUGUGGAGGGCUCCAUUUCUUCCUUUCAACCUUUCUCCUACCCUGGAUGGUUCAUAGCUACCUCCUCUGUGCCAAGUCAACCUGUCUUUCUCACCGAAGGGAGGGGCUCGACAAACACCAACUUCUAUCUAGCUCCUAAGAUUUAA
Messenger RNA from Fukomys damarensis (Damara mole-rat), 531 nucleotides. RefSeq names its product interleukin 36 beta (gene Il36b). The transcript has 4 exons. The coding region runs from base 1 to 531 and encodes 176 amino acids. Lineage: Eukaryota; Metazoa; Chordata; Mammalia; Rodentia; Bathyergidae. The record is from RefSeq and is a predicted model, not a curated record. Gene Ontology annotation, molecular function: interleukin-1 receptor binding; cytokine activity. Gene Ontology annotation, biological process: cytokine-mediated signaling pathway; cellular response to lipopolysaccharide; inflammatory response to antigenic stimulus.